Schizophyllum commune H4-8 is the source of this 2161-nucleotide messenger RNA. RefSeq lists its product as uncharacterized. Bases 138 to 1790 code for a protein of 550 amino acids. The transcript is spliced from 3 exons. The record is from RefSeq and is a predicted model, not a curated record. Lineage: Eukaryota; Fungi; Basidiomycota; Agaricomycetes; Agaricales; Schizophyllaceae.
CGUUCUCGCUCGGUUCAUCGACUUUGCCCUUUGCCACUCUACACAAUCCGUGAUAGCUCCUGCAUCGACAGUCUGCGCCCAUAUAACUCUCAACAUCUGCGUCCCGAUCGACUUGUGCCUCCAGUCUCGCGCCAACAAUGGGUCGCUGGUAUCGUCUCAUCAACCUCGAUGCGAAAGUGUACCUUGAUGUAUACGACUCCAUGACUUGGAAACACAAAUGGCAGUAUUUUCUCUACGCUAUAUCUUACGAAGCAGAACCUCUUUGGUUCAAGAUGCCAAUGCUCCUCCGAGGCGCAGUGGAGAGCGCCAAGACAACUACUAUAACCUCGUUGCCUCUCGAGCUCGUCGACAUGAUUCUCGACCUGCUCGAUGACCGGCUCGAUAUCUUCUGCCUUGCCUUCACGUGUCGCGCCACCUGGUGCGCCGCCGAGCGACGCAUCCAGCGCCUCAUUCGCACAUGGGCCCAUGGAUGGUCCGGACAUCGCAUCAUCUAUGUCAACGACGAAGACGAUGCGACACGCAAGGAUUUUCCAAGGGAUCUUGAACUCACAUCGAAAGAUGGGAAGGACUUCUGCACGACAUGUGGCGUGGACGAGGACAACAAGGGGGACAAAUGUCCUUGCGCUCGAGGAGUGUCAUGCAAAAAUCUGCGAGUGUGUAACUUCUGGGAUUGGGCCGGUCGUCGCUUCACCGAGAUGUCCGAGAAAUUCCCUUACGAUCUUGCCGGCUCGCUCGUUAAAGAUCUUGGCAAAAGGUUCGGCAAUAGCACGGCGGGCGACCUUGCGGAACUUGCCACUCUCAAGCGCCUCAUUCGACAGCUGGUCCCCAAUGCGAAAUUGCGCAGAACCAACGAAGAAAAUCUCGUGCUUUGCAACACGUCGCGGAAGCUCUAUGUGCGGGGCGACGCUAUCGUCGAACGCAACCGCCGUGACUGCUUGAGGUGGAAUAUGGCGACCGUCGUACUGCGAUGCACUGUAUGGGGGGCCCGCUGGGGACGUGAGGACCCGGACAAUCGCUUCCUCCAUGGUGAACAUAACGGAUACUGGCGUGCGGCGUGGGCAGGAGAUCGGUUGGAGCUUAUAACGGUCGCCCGAAUGGACAAGCUAUUGAAGGAAGAAGAUGAAGAUGAAGAACCUAAGCCUUGGAUUGAUACCACUGUUGCAGUGCUUGACAAUUCUUGGAUAAGCCACAACACCGUGCUGGUAGAGGUUUAUUUCUUGGGCGAUCGUCCAUCAUAUACGAAGCUCUACGACACGCUCCUCGCCUCGCCGAACCUCGCAGACACUUUCACAUGCCCCCUUGGCGAGCGCAUGGAGAAGAAUGACGAGCCAACGGACGACUCCCUGGAUUUGCUAGAAAACGUACUUUUCCAGCCUUGUCCUACCGGCAAAACCGGCUACGUCUUACGCAACCUGUCGCGCAAGGUGUUUGUGCGCGGGGACGCCAUCGCUGACUUCAAUCGAUAUUACCAGUCCGUCUUGCGAAAGCCAGCGUGUCUGGCGGAUGCGGCGUUCGCGCGGGCAACAUGGCAGCCUGUUUGGGUGAGGAACCCUCCUGGACAGCACAGUGGCAGAGAUUGCUGGAUCCCGGGCUGGACGCCUGAUGGGCAGAGAUGGCGGGGCGUUUGGGCGGGGAACAGAUUUGACAUAGUCCCGAUGGCCGUCUUCGAACGGGAAAAGGCAGAGGCAGGGGAGGAGUGGGUGGAUGAAUCGUCGGCAUUGGUCGAGGAGAUCUACAGAAUCUGGGUGGAGGAGUACCAGCUCAAGCACUCAGCAUCACGGUGGUACUAGGAUUUAGUCAGGGAGAACUGGCACUUGGAUAGCACAAUUUCCGCUGAUGAAUGCGACUCUAUUAGUCGGCACUGUCAAUGCACCGAUAGAACGAUGCUAAGGGCGAGGGUGACAGGGCGACCGACGACAGGCGUGGCCAGACGACGCGCCAGCAGGCUGCGAUACAGUCUAAGUCGAGUAGGCUUCCCUGUAAGUAGUCCAACGGCAGGGCGGGCGAGCUGGUCAGCGGCAUUAAGGUCACAGUUCGCAGUCCUCGGUCCCUCAACUGGGAUCGAUAUAGAGCUGCUGGGUGUUCUCCCUCUUCCUGUCGGGAUGUAUAGAGCAACUUCCGGACUGCUGUCGGAUAUGAAGUUACAUAUAGUCGAAGUUUG